AUGGAUGUGCCAGCGAUGGCAAUGAAGGCAAUGAUGUUUGCCGAUGGAUGUGACGGAUGCUAUUUUCCCGUCGAAUUCCAGGGAAUAUUCCUGAUUCAGGCGUCGGGUGGCGUCGAUGGAGGGGUUGUCACCUAUUCUGAGAUCGCCAUCGAAGCCGAUGGUAUAGUCCCGUGGGGUCGGUGUCACUCUCGACGCGGCAAUCAUAUCAUAUUGAAAGACAGCACUGGCGCUGAAGAUUGUCACCGAUGUCUUCACCUCACAAUGAAGACACCAAACGUUAUUGUCUUACAUACGGAAGGGUUGGCCCGUUGUUACACCAAUGAAGACGCGGCCAGAGCUACCUGUCCUACUGAUAAGGAUGUGCUCGAAAAGAAAUUCAACGAAAUAAUGUUGUUU
Molecule: messenger RNA, 396 nt
Organism: Medioppia subpectinata
Lineage: Eukaryota; Metazoa; Arthropoda; Arachnida; Sarcoptiformes; Oppiidae
Source: the annotation of a GenBank genome assembly